Salpingoeca rosetta is the source of this 1792-nucleotide messenger RNA. Its product is annotated as Ap4A phosphorylase II. The coding region runs from base 305 to 1792 and encodes 495 amino acids. Lineage: Eukaryota; Choanoflagellata; Craspedida; Salpingoecidae. The record is from RefSeq and is a predicted model, not a curated record. Gene Ontology annotation, molecular function: ATP:ADP adenylyltransferase activity; ATP binding. The transcript is spliced from 2 exons. Gene Ontology annotation, biological process: nucleotide metabolic process.
CUCAACUUUCCACAAUCACAGCACUCAAACGCUGCUGCUGACGGUUUCUCUGCUCUGCACACCCACCCCCCCUUUAGAACUGUGGUGUUGCUCGCAUCCCUCCCUCUCUCCCUCAUCUGCGCCCUCACACGCGGCCCACACCCUCGCCGUGCCGCGUUGGUUGCUUGGUCAUUCGUUGUCUCUCUCUAUCUCCUGGCCUGCUUGUUCUCGACUCGUCGGCGUCUUUGACUUAUCAUCCCACGGCGCAGCCUGCCCAGCCACACUUUUUCUUUGCAGCUCCCCCCCCCUCACACACAACGCCGCGAUGAGCUCGUCUCCUCCAAGACUGCGCAGCUUCAGGCCGCACGCCUUCUGGAAGCAUGUGCAAGACGUGUCCGCUGCUGCGCUGAAAUCGGGGGCGCUUGUGCCUCUUACAACUCGUGCCACGACCGUGGAGUGCCAUGGCGUGGAGUUUCAGGUGCGCGUGUUGGAGCACAUUGAGAAGAAGGACAAGGCCAAGACCGACAAGCCGAAACACUUCAACCCGUUUCUGCCGCCGGAACCUGAGCUGACCGUGUGCAAGGUGGAGCCACACCACCUGUGCCUGCUGAACAAGUUCAACGUGUUUGACAACCACCUCCUGCUUGUGACGCAAGAGUACCAGCCGCAGAUGCGCCGCCUCGACCACGCGGACAUGACGGCCCUGUGUGCGCUGAUGGAGCAGCGCCACUUCCUCGCCUUUUUCAACGGCGGGCCAAAGGCCGGCGCGUCGCAGCACCACAAGCACAUGCAGGUCAUCCCGCUCCCGUUUCUGCCGGACGAGACGGAGCCCAGGGUGCCGAUUGAGGCUGUGAUGGCGCCGGAGGACGGGCUGGUGCAGCAGAGUCUGCCCUUCAUCCACCGCGUGCACUGGUUCGACAGCGGCGACGACGACGAUGACAACGGCAACAGCAACGGCAAUGGCGGCAGUGGUGGGCAUGGAACGAACAACGCAAGCAGCAACAUGCAACAGCAGCAACAACAACAACAGCCGCAGCAGCAGCAGCAGGAGAACACGGAGGAGGCGCGACGACCAUCGCGACCACAGACGCAGCAGUGGCGGGACCCUGAUGUUGUGCACAGCGCGUACCUGUCGCUGAUGGAGCAGCUUGACCGCUUUCACCACGCGGACGAGUACAUGACCAAGCCAUACAACUUCAUCAUGACGCGGCGCUGGAUGAUGGUGGUGCCGCGGUCUGAGGAUGGCAUGAACGGCGUGGAGUGCAACGGCAUUGCCUUUACCGGCGGUAUGCUUGUGCGCACGCCAGAGCACGUGCAGUGGCUCAAGGAGUACGGGAUUUUCCGGCUGAUGGCCAAGCUGUGCAACGAGCCCAUUGUCAGCAGUGACGAAGAUGAGGAGGAGGAGGAUGAGGAUGAUGAUGAUGAUGAUGAUGAUGAUGAUGAUGAUGAUGAUGAUGAUGAUGAUGAUGAUGAUGAUGAUGACGGUGGCGAUGGUGAGGUUCAGGGUGGAGUUGCGGGUGAGCACAGCAGCGGGACAAGCAGCGGUGGGGUCGGCAGUGAUUGCGGGGCCGGUGUUGAUGGCGCUGUUGAUGACGGGAUGGAUGAGUUUGAUGAGGAUGCUGUUGAGGCGCGGGAAGUGGCGCGGGAGGAGGUGCAGGGCUCGCUGGACAAAUACGACGCAGUGCAGGGACAGAGCAACACCAACGGCGCUGAUGGGAGUGGUGAUGUUGGUGUUGGUGGUGGGGAUGAUCUUACGGAUGCAACGCCAACCAUGAGCAUGAGCGUCAGCAACAGCAGCAACACAAGCAACUAA